Molecule: messenger RNA, 471 nt
Organism: Insectozyma verbasci
Lineage: Eukaryota; Fungi; Ascomycota; Pichiomycetes; Serinales; Debaryomycetaceae
Source: the annotation of a GenBank genome assembly
AUGAAGAUUGAAGUUGAUUCAUUUUCAGGUUCUAAAAUUUACCCAGGUAGAGGUACUUUAUUUGUUAGAGGUGAUUCAAAGAUUUUUAGAUUUCAAUCAUCAAAAUCAGCUUCUUUAUUUCAUCAAAGAAAAAAUCCAAGAAGAAUUUCAUGGACUGUUUUAUAUAGAAGACACCAUAAAAAAGGUAUUUCAGAAGAAACUUCAAAAAAAAGAUCAAGAAAAACCGUUAAACAUCAAAGAGCUAUUGUUGGUGCUUCAUUAGAAUUAAUUAAAGAAAGAAGAUCACAAAAACCAAGUGAAAGAAAAGCUACAAGAGAAGCUAAAUUACAAAAAGAUAAAGAAGCUAAAAAAAAUGCUAAAGCUCAAAGAAAAGCAGAAAAAGCUAAAUCAGCAGCUCAAGGUGCUAAAUCAGGUGUUUCAAAACAACAACAAAAAGGUGCUUUUCAAAAAGUUCAUGCUACUUCAAGAUAA